UUGGGCUAUGUCUCACAACCUAGUACACUGCCUACAUAGACGGCGUUUUAAGGAAUGAACAGUGUUUUCCGACUCCAAAUGAGAAUAAACUAUCUAUAUACACCUCAAAUUAUUAUAACCCAAACGUUUAGUCUUAACUAAACAGAUGCAGAUCACGUUCCAAUGCUAGCCAGUGAUGUCUACCUAGCAAGGGAACUAGGUUUUGAGCUACAGCCAUCGUGUAGUCGGGAAUCUUCGCACUGCUCUUCUUCUUUGAGUCUGAUUUUAAGGGAGGAGCUGUAACUCUCGGAACAUCCAGAGACUUUUGGAGAAGGACAACAACAGGACGGCUAAUUAUGGAUCCAGCAUCUCAUCCAGAGCAGCUGUCAGUUGUUAACGAACAGGUGCUGAACUCGGCGGACAGAUCAGUGACUGCAGCUGUAUGUCUGCGCCGCUUCCUCUGCUACGGCUCUGAAAGCUCCACAUACAGCACUAAAGAGUGUCCUCUGGGCAUCGAGAAUGCCCUCUCCUUAAUGCAGCUCAUCGAGGGGGGUCGUGGGUCUGAGGUGGUAGACGAGGUCAGACGCUUCAAUUUGGAGGGCCGCGCUGUCCGUCCAAACCCCGGCCUCUUUACUCUGGCUGUCUGCUCGCAGCAUGCAGACUGUAAAACUAGACAGGCCGCUUUACGGGCACUGAAGGAACUCUGCCGGUCCCCCAUGCAGCUCUUUACAUUCGUGCAGUAUAAGAAGGAGUUGAAGGAGGGCUCUGGGAUGUGGGGCCGGGCUCUGCGGAGGGUCGUGACUGAUUGGUACAAUGGUCAGGAUGGGAUAAGUCUGGCGCAAGCAGUGACCAAGUGCAAGCACAGGGCAGGCUGGUCCCAUCAGGACCUCCUCAGACUGUCCCACAUGAAGCCUGCUAAUGACAACAUUGCUCUCGUUUGCAAAUACAUCACGAAAGGAUGGAAAGGGGUUGAGGAAGCAUAUGCUGAGAAAGACAAAUCUGAGGAUCUGCAGAAGGUUUUUGCGUAUCUGGAAGCUGUUGAAAAAGUCAAACACUCCACUGAUGAACAGGAGCUCAUUCAUCUGAUUGAGGAGCAGAGACUGGGGAAAGAGCAGCUUCUCACCAACCAUCUCAAGUCCAAAGAGGUUUGGAAAGCAUUGCUCAAAGAAAUGCCAGUGGCUGUUUUAUUGAAGCAUUUGGGGAAGUUGACAGCAAACAAAGUUCUUAUACCAGGAAGUCCUGACAUUGCUGCUGUUUGUGGGAGGAUUCAGGAAGAGACUGUUCUGAAAAAGGCCAAAACACAGCCAUUCAACAUACUUGCAGCGUCUGAAAACUAUAAGAGAGGUCACGGGAAGCGUAGCAAGCUGAAAUGGGAGCCAGAUAGAGACCUUGUUCAAGCACUGGACUGCGCGUUCUGUAAAAGCAUUUCAACCAUGGAGGCCACAGGCAAGCGGUUUUUGGUGGCUGUUGAUAUAAGUUCCUCUUUGAGCAGUUUGUGUCGCGGCAGCUCCAUCAGCACUGUGGCAGUAGCGGCGGCAGUGUGUAUGAUAAUUGCUCAAACAGAGCCAAACGCGCAGAUUGUGGUUUUCUCUGAAGGAAACCUUCUUCCCUGUACUGUCUCUUCUGAUAUGACAUUAAUGCAGGUAGCAGGACUGCUAAUCCAGACUCCUGGUGGUAGUACAGACUGUUCUUUACCCAUCACCUGGGCCUCGGAGAAUGAGAAAACUGUGGACGUCUUUAUCAUUUUAACCAAUAAUCAAACCUUUGGUAGAGAAAAUCCAGCUGACACUCUGAAGAUGUAUAGACAGAAAAGCUCUGUAUUUUCAAAACUUGUUGUGUGUGGGUUGAUUGCCAACAACCUAUCCAUCGCUGACCCUGAAGACUGCGGCAUGUUGGACAUCUGCGGCUUUGACUCGCAAGCAGUGGAUGUCAUCCAUAACUUUGCACUCGACAUCUUUUAAAAGCUAUUGAUUUUGUAGCAUGGGUUGUAGAUUUUCUGAAUGACAAAAAGACAUUAAUGCACCACCCAUCAACAUGCAAAAAAAAAAAAA
This is a messenger RNA of Danio rerio (zebrafish), 2030 nucleotides long. It is a transcript of the gene ro60, whose product is annotated as Ro60, Y RNA binding protein. Gene Ontology annotation, cellular component: cytoplasm; ribonucleoprotein complex. The record is from RefSeq and is marked validated. Lineage: Eukaryota; Metazoa; Chordata; Actinopteri; Cypriniformes; Danionidae. Gene Ontology annotation, molecular function: RNA binding.